AGGAUGGAUAGCAGCUGAACCCGAACUGUCAGGCGUAGCGUGACAGGGUCGCCCUCACUACUGUCGACGCUGUGUCCAAUGACAGCAGUGUACGUUGUGCACGGCGCGGCCGCGACCUCUACUACUGGAUCGCUGUAUUCACUAGCCGCGUCGCUACUGCUGAUCUGUUCUAAGAGGAAGAAUACACGACACUGAUGAUGCCGAGGUCAUGACCAAUGCCAGCGCUUUGACAGACCCUCAGAGUGAUCUCCCCUUGGAUAUACCAUGGGUGGAAAGAGCCAUAGAGGGCGGUGUUCUGAUAAUAAUAUUAAUUGUGGCCUUGUUGGGCAAUAUUUCUCUUUGGAUCGUAAUCCUGAGAUCACGUGACCUACGGAAUGAGUCGAACUAUCUCGUGUUGUGUUUGUCUUUCGCGGACAUCUUGGUUUCUGGGAUAAAUAUGCCGGUGACAAUAUUCACAAUUUUCAACGGAGAUUGGUACUUCUCAAAGCUGACGUGCACGGCAACCGGCUUCACCAACAUGAUCACCUUCGUCGGUAGCGUCAUGUCUCUCGGUAUUAUCAGCUUCAACCGGUACAUUAAAAUAUGCCAGUCACAUCGGUACAGGGCGAUCUACACACCACGGAACAUCGUCUUCAUGGUCGGAGGUGUGUGGUGUUUCUCCGGUCUGCUUGCUUUGCCUCCGCUGAUUGGCUGGGGAAUAUACGAUUACAUACCGACACAGUCUUUCUGCUUCUGUGAUUGGCCGACGUCAGUUUCAUUCACGUUCUUCAUGGUUGGAUUGUGUUUCGGGGGACCCUGUUCUGUUAUGACAUUCUGCUACAUCAAGAUCUUAAGAAUCUUCCGUGCCAGUAAAUCUCGUAUCAGCUCGUCCUCCCAACUCCCUUCAGCACCAAACUCAAAACCACCAUCACUGAAAAGACCCAAGAAAGACAAGACGUCCAACCUUCUUGAUAAACCAUCUGUCCAAAAUACUAUCUUCCUAACGGUGCCGGAAGACGAAGGUUCAAAGGCUAGGACCAAAAUAGCAACAUUGCGUUCCCAGAAGGCAGCGCGCAGGCGCCAAGAAGAGUUCCGGUUAGCCAUGUCUCUGUUGGUUGUAAUUUUCGUCUUCGUGGCCUGCUGGCUGCCAUUUUGUAUAACAAUGUUUUUAUGUCUGUGUUUCUGCCGAGUAGCGUCAAACGAGGAUCGGACAUGUUCACUAUUCUGCUCGGAUACGCCAACAGCGGCUGCAAUCCCAUCAUCUACGGUUUCAUGAACAACAGAUUUAAGAUAGCCUAUAAGAAAUUGUUCUACGAUAUUAUCUCCCCUUGCAAGAACGUGCCGCAAGAACGAAAGGAACACGAAUCAAGUCCGUUCCCUUCCGGGUCUGAGGUACAAGACGCGACAUCAUCACAGGCAUAGUUAAUUAUCGUUAUCAAAACCCCAACUAAGGUCUUAGAAUUUGGACUUCAGUAACCCAUGCUUGUCGUAAGAGGCGACUCACGGGAUCGGGUGGUCAGGCUCGCUGACUUGCUUGACACGUACUAUCUUUUGUGAGAAAUCAUGCAAGAGUGGAUUCUACAUCAGUCAAUUACAUGUACAAGCAGUUUAGGUGUCGAAUCUGAAAAAUGUUAAAAUAUCAGUUUCAUCAAAAUAUAUUAGGUUGUAAAAUUGUGCUAUGAUCCUAGAUAUGGUAAAAUUUGCUUACAGAAUUCUGAUCUGAAUUCAAACAUGGCUACCACGCCGGCCAUAUUGAAAAUAUUGUUCUGGCAGUUUUUCCUGAGAGUGUCAUGAUAAAAUAUCCUAUUAUACUUAAACAAGCGUAGUUAGCUUCAUAUAAUUGUCUUUACUAUUUAAUCUUGCAAAAUAUUCAAGGGCACCAUUAAGACCGUUGAAGGCAACAUGAGGUUAAACUAGGCCUGAGACAGUACGUAGGCGACGGCUUAGCAGAUAUCAGUGUUGGCUGCCGAAGCACUGUAUAUUUUCACAUAUUCUAAGUGUAUCCUAUGUUAUUUUGUUAUAUAUUUUAAUACGGGUAUUGGUGCAAUAGUUAUCAUGAUAGUAUGAAUAUCCUUACAUUUUCUAUUACGAUAUAUUUAGGAAUAACAAAAGUGUUAUAAAUUAAUCAGUGUAUAAAACAUUAUUCUUUUCACAACUGUAAACUAUGUAAAUUAAAUGUACAUUCAUGAAAUAUAUAUUCAUCAUAAUAGAUUUUAUACCACUUAUCUCAAAUGCUGAGCAAGUACACGUUUGAAAACUGGAUUUUACCAUAUAUUUACAUACGUUUACGUUUUCGAAACAUUACUAGGCUGAAAACAGCCAAAACUAUGAUGAUAUAUCAAAUAUUCAUCAUCACCGAAUAGCCAUAUUUUGUUUGUUUGACAUUUAGACACCAUCAAACAUGGAUGUACAAUUUGUUUGACCAAGCAGUAUCCAUCAUGACGUAUAUUGACGGUAACGUCGUAUAUUGACGAUGGCGUUAGGUUGAUAUAAGAGAUAUCACCAUCGGUCCUAAAUCUUUCAGUAACAAAGGCUAAACAUGGAAAUGUUUCUCGGGCAUCACGAGAUCCUGCGCCAAAUUUUCAGCGUCAUGUGACGCACUGUUAUCCAUGGCACACUUUUGUCAAAAUUUAGACAGGUAGGAUUUUACUAAAGUGUAAAAAAGUGAAAACAAACACAAUAGUAUACGCACAUUAUGCUCGGUUCUUUAUGCAAUAACAAGAUUGGAUAACAAUACGUCACACUAAAAAAUUUGACAGCAUGGAAAGUGAGGUACGAGGUUAGCGCCGAGAGUUACCCGUUCUGGGCGGGCGGGUCCAUUCUGGGUUCCGUAGGGGUGGUCGAACAAGACAAAAAUAUAGUUACAACUGUCGUAGGGAUUAAAAAAUGGAUAUUUUAAUGCUAUAUGUACCCCAAGGAGGAUCUCUCAUGAAAAAGAAUUUGGAAAAAUUAGAAAAAUAGACAGUUUCUCGGGCCAGAGACCAUAUCGUUUAUUUUUCUUUCCAGCUUAACGUAUGAUGCUGAUGUACAUGACUAACUUUGUAAUAAAUAAAAUUCACCGUGA
Molecule: messenger RNA, 3043 nt
Organism: Haliotis rubra (blacklip abalone)
Lineage: Eukaryota; Metazoa; Mollusca; Gastropoda; Lepetellida; Haliotidae
Product: melatonin receptor type 1B-A-like
Exons: 3
Coding region: 209-1255 (348 amino acids)
Biological process (GO): G protein-coupled receptor signaling pathway
Cellular component (GO): membrane
Molecular function (GO): G protein-coupled receptor activity
Source: RefSeq, a predicted model, not a curated record